AGUCAAACAUCAAGCUUCAAUGAGUCUCUCCACAGCAGCUCCACAGCCUCCAGACCGACCCUGAAGAUGACUCCUUCUGCCAGCCUGCUGCUGCUGCUCCUGCUCGGCCUCUCUCAGGCACUUCCUCUCCAGGAGGAAGGAAUCGAAGAAGAUGAAGAAGAAGAAGUAGACGAAGAGGACACUGUCGACAUCACAACCAGGAUUCUGACCUCCAACAACGCCACAGAUGAGAUCCUGCUGGAAGGAGACCUGCUGGCUCCCAAAACCAGAAACGCCAUGAAGUGCUUUUUCGCGAACUGCCUGUGGAAGAAAGGCUCCAACGGCUUAGUGACAAUCCCCUUCACCACGAGCAGUCAAUUCACCAGCUUGGAGAGACAGAAGAUCACCAACGCUAUGAAUGCCUUCCACAGCAAGACCUGCCUCCGCUUCGUCCCCCGUCGGAACCAGUACGACUACAUCAGCAUUGAGAACAAGGGUGGAUGUUACUCCUCUCUGGGCAGAGCGGGAGCCAAACAGGUGCUCUCUCUCAAGAGGCAGGGCUGCUUCUACCACGGCAUCAUCCAGCACGAGAUCAACCACGCUCUGGGCUUCCAGCACGAACAGACCAGGAGCGACCGCGACUCACACGUCAGGAUCAACUGGGAGAACAUCAACCCGCAGAUGGCGUACAACUUCAAAAGGCACGACACCAACAACCUGAACACCCCCUACGACUACACCUCCAUCAUGCACUAUGGAAAAACAGCCUUCUCCAUCCAGCGGGGGAAGGACUCCAUCACCCCCAUCCCAAACCCCAACGUCCAGAUCGGCCAGAGGAAGGGCACAUCCUACUGGGACAUUGUGAGGAUCAACACACUCUACGGCUGCUAA
Notothenia coriiceps (black rockcod) is the source of this 870-nucleotide messenger RNA. Its product is annotated as high choriolytic enzyme 1-like. Bases 67 to 870 code for a protein of 267 amino acids. Lineage: Eukaryota; Metazoa; Chordata; Actinopteri; Perciformes; Nototheniidae. The transcript has a single exon. Gene Ontology annotation, biological process: proteolysis. The record is from RefSeq and is a predicted model, not a curated record. Gene Ontology annotation, molecular function: zinc ion binding; metalloendopeptidase activity.